Messenger RNA from Tarenaya hassleriana, 448 nucleotides. Its product is annotated as defensin-like protein 11. Lineage: Eukaryota; Viridiplantae; Streptophyta; Magnoliopsida; Brassicales; Cleomaceae. The coding region runs from base 60 to 308 and encodes 82 amino acids. The transcript is spliced from 2 exons. The record is from RefSeq and is a predicted model, not a curated record.
CAAGUGCAGUGCGUGUUUCAUGAGAUUGGGAAGAAGGAAAAGAGAUAGAAGCAAAAUCAAUGGCUAAGAGCAUCUGCUUCUCUGCGGUGGUCGUCAUCUUCCUCUUGCUGGCUUCCACGGGGACGACAAAGGGGGAGGAGAGGAAGAGGUGUGAAUGGGAAAGCAAGAACCUGCCGAACUGGAAUUGUUGGUACAACAAUUUGGGGAAGAAAGUGUGCGAUGACCUCUGCAAGGGCGAAGGCGCUGAUUAUGGAGUCUGCCUUCCCAACUCCGGCCAUUGCCACUGCCACCUCCGAAACUGCCCCUGAUUCUAUACAUAUAUGUAUGCCUAUGAUUCUUUAGUAAUACUAUGUGGCAAUAAUAUUUUGAUGGAGUAUGUAUGCAUGCUCAUUACGUGGUUUCGUUUGAUGAAUUGUGACAAGCAACAAUUGCACGUUUGCUUCUAUUG